UAAAGCCGCGGGGGUUACAGAAAUUCUAUCUCAAUGGCGUCUUUAGCUCCCACGCUUUCCUCCACAAUUUCCCGCCUAACCCAUCUUCACAAACCCUCGCUCCACUCUGCAAUCACAACUCUCAAAAAUUUCCGAUUUAAGCAGAAAUUAAGCAAGCGCAUACGGCCUUUUAUCAACUCUUCGCCCAGUUCUCUUUCUGCCCAUUUUUCUUCUGCUCAAAUGAGAAGCACAGUAGGCUCAGAUGAUGAUCUUGUUGUUCUGGGUAUUGAAACUAGUUGCGAUGACACCGCUGCAGCCGUAGUCCGAAGCAAUGGUGAAAUUCUUAGUCAAGUUGUUUCUUCUCAGGCCGAUCUUCUGGUCCAAUAUGGAGGAGUUGCUCCAAAAAUGGCUGAAGAAGCUCAUUCAAAAGUGAUUGAUCAGGUAGUGCAAGAAGCUCUUGAUAAAGCUAACCUAUCUGAAAGUGAUCUUUCCGCAGUUGCUGUCACUAUUGGUCCUGGCUUAAGCCUUUGUUUACGUGUUGGUGUGCAAAAGGCUCGGAAGCUUGCCGGUACUUAUGCUUUACCCAUUGUUGGUGUCCAUCACAUGGAAGCCCAUGCUUUAGUGGCCAGGUUAGUGCAGGGAGAGUUGCAGUUUCCGUUUUUGGUUUUGCUUAUUUCAGGAGGCCACAAUCUUCUGAUUCUUGCACGCGAUCUUGGCAAUUAUGUACAACUUGGGACCACAAUAGAUGAUGCAAUUGGCGAGGCAUAUGACAAGACAGCAAAGUGGCUUGGUCUUGAUUUGAGGAAGAGUGGGGGCCCAGCUGUAGAGGAUCUAGCUCGAGAAGGUGAUGCCAACUCCAUCAAAUUUAAGGUCCCCAUGAAGCAACAUAAAGACUGCAACUUUUCAUACGCAGGCCUGAAGACUCAAGUGAGGUUGGCAGUUGAAUCUGGAAGUAUCAAUCCUGAAAUCCCAGUUUCUUCAGCUUCUAGUGAAGACAGAAAGGAAAGGGCUAAUAUUGCUGCCUCUUUCCAGCGAGUUGCAGUAUUGCAUUUAGAGGAAAAGUGUGAACGGGCAAUUGAGUGGGCGUCAAAGAUUGAACCUUCAAUAAAACAUUUGGUUGUCUCUGGAGGUGUUGCAUCUAACCAGUAUGUCAGGGCUCGUCUUAAUCAAAUUGUGGAAAAAAAUUGCCUGCAACUCGUUUGCCCUCCCCCCAAACUUUGUACUGACAAUGGCGUAAUGGUUGCUUGGACUGGCAUUGAGCAUUUCCGCAUGGGAAGAUUUGAUCCUCCACCACCCACCAAUGAACCCGAAGAUGCAGUGCUUGAUUUGAGGCCAAGAUGGCCACUGGGCGAGGAAUACACUGAAGGAAGAAGUGAAGCCCGCUCAAUAAGAAGGGCAAGAAUUCAUCCGUCUCUUACCUCUCUCAUUCAAGCAUCAAUGCAGCAGCAGUCGUAGCCUAUUCUUGAUAGAUGAGGCUUUCCUGUGAAUCUGUGAUGAACAUACGAGGCCAUAGGAAGGAUCAAGAUCCCCUCUCUUUUAACUUAUUCUACAUUGGUGGUGUCGUUUUUGGAAGUCUGCAGAUGGAUUUGCUUCAGAAUGGGUCGCCCAAUCCUCAGUAUAAAAUGUCGGGGUGUGGUGUGAUGUAUGAUUUAACAUUUUUUUACGGUAUAAAACUUGACAGCUUUGUGAUACUUUCUGGGUUUUUAAAAUCUUGCUGAAUAAGGAGGGAACUGUGGCAUAUUUGUACAAUUUGAAUAAUUUCUUUGCUGGAAUGACAAUGUUAAAUGUGCAUAGACUAACAAUUAUUCAAUUUGUACA
Messenger RNA from Olea europaea var. sylvestris, 1797 nucleotides. RefSeq names its product probable tRNA N6-adenosine threonylcarbamoyltransferase, mitochondrial. Gene Ontology annotation, biological process: tRNA threonylcarbamoyladenosine modification. Gene Ontology annotation, cellular component: mitochondrion. NCBI's taxonomy places the organism in Eukaryota, Viridiplantae, Streptophyta, Magnoliopsida, Lamiales, Oleaceae. The coding region runs from base 34 to 1434 and encodes 466 amino acids. The transcript is spliced from 13 exons. The record is from RefSeq and is a predicted model, not a curated record.